ACUCACUCAGUCGGACGCUGCAGAAGCCUAUAAACUGGGUUGUGGUAAACAUCUCAGAUGUUCUUCAGUGAGAGGGUUAUAAUGUACAGCUUGCUACGGUAUAGGAUGACGAUGGUUUUAUCAAGUGCAAUUUGAUAACGGCCGUCAAAUGGGAUUUUCGUAGGAAUUAAGGGCCCUGAUAUUGCUUAAAAUCGUCAGGUUGGUGAUUCCAAGGGAACCAUGUCAACACCACUGUGUCAUCUGCCCAUGUCUGCCAUUUUCUUUCUGCUUGACUCAAAACACCAACAUCCUCCACCACCUGCCAAGUAGUGAUGGUGAGAUCCUGCAGCAAAUCUAGCUAGCUGAAGGCGUGCGAGUCAACGAAACUAGCGGCCUCGAGCUCAGAAUCACAUGCCAGCAGAGCACAAGUGUUUGCGAGAUAAACAGAGGCAGUGCUGCUUACAGCAACACUGAUAAGCCAAUGCAGUAACCAUAUGCCCAUAUUUUCUCAAUAUUAUUGGGCCUGGCUUGCAGCCUGAAUCAAUUUUUUUUUUACUGGAUGAAAUGUGUAUGUUAUAGUGUAAGUGGUGUCAGAAAUUGAAUGCAGUGAUUGGACUUUUAAACCUACACUUGUGAAUUCAGCCAUCUCAACAACCACAAAACAUAAUGGCUUCGAGGGACCACGAAAAGACAGGGAGUGAACUGUCAGAACCCCUUCAAAUGGAUCAUGAGUUAUUGAGUCAGAAUCAGGACCCUGCUGGGAGUAACUUCAUGUCCAAAAGUUUGCCCACUCUGAAUGACUCAGGCCAGCAAAGCAAGGCCUUGUUGACCAAGUCUAUGCAGCAACAGGUGUCAAUAGCCGAGGACAAGAGUACUGAAUUCAUCCAACUCCCACAGAGGAUAAACCUGAACCAACCUUUACCUGAAUCCCCCACCAGGACUAAUGUUAACUAUUCCCCUUCCAGGUCUAGUGUGGUGGGGAUGAGUCGUUCAUUUAACACAGAGACGCAGGUCAGCAAACCCAGGCGUAAAAAUCCUACGAGACUACCCCUGAUGCGUUUACCCACUAGGAAAUACAUCAGUGUGAUUCUCGAAGACUCUCGCUGUUUUUUAUGCUGCAUGUGCUACCUGACAUUCAUCCAGUCACUGAUGGUGUCUGGCUACCUUAGCAGUGUCAUCACCACCAUAGAGAAGAGGUACAGCCUCCGGAGCUCUGAGUCUGGCCUGCUCGUCAGCUGCUUUGACAUAGGCAGUCUGCUGGUGGUGGUUUUCAUCAGUUACUUCGGAGGCCGAGGGCAGAGGCCCAGAUGGUUGGCCGUGGGUGCAGUGUUUAUAGCAGUCGGAGCAGCACUCUUCUCCUUGCCUCACUUCAUCUCCCCUCCGUACCAAAUCCUGGAGGUGAACUCAUCACGGGGCAAUGAAGGCCUGUGUAUGAACAACGGCAGUGGCAAGGACUUCCUGGAUUUGUCCUCCUGCCCCAGAGACCAAGAGGGUAAUGAACACAACCUGUACGUGGCCCUAUUCAUCAUAGCACAGAUCCUUGUGGGUAUGGGGUCGACGCCCAUCUACACCCUGGGUCCCACCUACCUGGACGACAACGUCAAGAAAGAGAACGCCUCACUUUAUCUUGCUGUUAUGUAUGUGAUGGGAGCCCUGGGUCCGGCUGCUGGGUACCUGCUAGGAGGAGUUCUCAUCGGCUUCUACGUCGACCCCAAGACUGUGGUCAACAUAGAUCAGAGCGACCCUCGCUUUAUUGGCAACUGGUGGAGUGGAUUCCUGCUCUGUUCUGUCGCCAUGCUGCUGGUCAUCUUCCCCAUGUUCACCUUCCCCAAGAAGCUUCCUCCCAGAAACAAAAAGAAGAAGAAGAGGAAGAGGAAAAAGAUCAGCCUGGACAACGUGUCCAGUGAUGAUGAGAUCACCAAGGAGAAGACCAAGAGCCAGACGGUUACAUCGUCCAUGGGCUUCGGGAAAGACAUCAAAGAGCUGCCUAAGGCUGCAGUGAGAAUCCUGAGUAAUGUCACCUUCCUGUUUGUGAGCCUGUCCUACACUGCGGAGAGCGCCAUCGUCACCGCUUUUAUCACCUUCAUACCCAAGUUCAUAGAGUCGCAGUUCGGCAUCCCGGCGUCCAGCGCUAGUAUCUACACAGGUGUGAUCAUCGUGCCCAGUGCUGGGGUGGGGAUAGUCCUGGGGGGUUACAUCAUUAAGAAGCUGAAGCUGGGAGCCAGAGAGUCAGCCAAGCUGGCCAUGAUCUGUAGUGGGGUGUCUCUGCUCUGCUUCUCUACUCUGUUCAUAGUGGGCUGUGAGAGCAUCAACCUAGGAGGCAUCAACAUACCAUACACCACCGGUCCUACUCUGACUAUGACCCAUCGUAACCUGACUGGAGGGUGUAACGUGAACUGUGGCUGUAAGAUCCAUGAGUACGCGCCGGUCUGUGGCUCUGAUGGCAUCACAUACUUUAACCCCUGCCUGGCAGGCUGUAGCAGUGUGGGCAACGACAGCAAAGGAAUCCGGAACUACUCGGACUGUGCGUGUGUCCAGAGCAGACAGGUCAUCACCCCCUCCUCCAACGGCCAGGGCAACCAGCUGCAGCUGGUCAUCGUCAAGACCUACCUGAAUGAGAACGGCUACGCCGUGUCUGGGAAGUGUGACCGCACCUGCAGCACACUCAUCCCCUUCCUCAUCUUCCUCUUCAUCGUCACACUCAUCACCGCCUGCGCUCAGCCCUCUGCUAUUAUCGUCACUCUCAGGUCCGUAGAAGAGCAGGAGAGACCCUUUGCACUUGGGAUGCAGUUUGUUCUCCUCAGGACCCUUGCCUAUAUCCCUACUCCCAUCUACUUUGGGGCAGUGAUCGACACAACCUGUAUGCUGUGGCAGCAGGACUGUGGCAUUCACGGCUCCUGCUGGGAGUACGAUGUCACUUCCUUCCGCUUCGUCUACUUCGGCCUGGCUGCCAGCCUUAAGUUCAUUGGCUUCAUCUUCAUCUUCCUCACCUGGUACUCCAUCAAGUACAAGGAAGAUCGUCUGGAGCGCUGGCUGAAACACCUCUCGCCCAUGGACACGGUUAGCGACCUCAUCUGCCACGCCGGGGGUCACAAGGGGCACGCCCGUACCCGCUCCUGUCCCGUAAAUAUACCACGCAACGAACCUCCCAUCAUCCCCAUCCUCAACAGGGGCCUCAGCAGCCAGAGCUGCCCGGGAAACAGCCUGAAGAGCCUGAAAUCAAUAACCCCGCCGGCCCCUCGCCCUCCCACUCGCUCUCUGGAACAGGUGUCUGCCCGUAUCUGAGGGUUGGGUGUUGUUUCCAGCCCUCCCUGCUAGCAUCAGUCUGUAAUGUGUACCUUUCUCAUUCUGGUUCUCACUUGUAUAGUAUUAUAGUGUGUACACACACACACAGGCACUGGACGUCACUUAAACAGUCAGCGGUUGGUCAACACGUAUACAGGAAGACAUUGGGAUGGAUACCUCGACUUAGCUAAUCUUCUCUUCCCUCGACCUAGUAUGUUGGUGUGCUUUUUUUUGUUUUCAUCAUGGAAGUGAAUGUGUAUUAUCCCUGCGUAUCAUUUCUUUAGAAAAUUGCAAGUAUGAUCGUGAUGAUGGUAUUAUAGGAUGGUGCUAUGUGAAAAUGACAUGAAUAAUAUCCUUCAUUGCUCAGUUUUAUUGUUAAUUCUAAGACCUCAGCAGGAUGAGGUGAUUGAGCUAAGAAGCUUGGCCGGCUAGCACAACUAAAUCCUGUACUAUGCAAGGUCUUUUUGCCCUAUUAUACAAUGGCAAGCAGUAUUAAAGGCACACAGUGAGUGUUGCCUUCCCAUACAAUGUGCAAAGGUCAUUCAGCAUUGCCCCAGACCUGCGUGUAAUGAUGACUGGUUGACUUGGAAAGGAUAUUUUUGGAACAUUUGGAAUUGGAACCUCUUCUCCUGUAUUCUGUGGUAACCUCAUAGGCAGGCCCACAAAUAAUUCCCUCGCCGUAGUUGUAGUUCAGACAGUUGGCUUGCAUCCCAAAUGGUUCCCUAAUACCUAUAUAGUGCAAUACAUUUGACAAGUGCUCAUGUCUCUGGUCAAAAGUAGUGCACUACAUGGGGAAUAGGGUGCCAUUUGGGACACCAGCUUAGUACACUCAUGAUGACCCCCCUAGUGUUGCUUCAUGUGCUACGGGCUUUACAGAACGAAGGUGUAUUUUGCUUACUGGUCUCUAAUAACUUGUUUUAGACAAAGCUCCUUAUUUAAAGCUGCAAUAUGUAACUUUUUGGGGCAUCUGAUUGGUCAUUCUGAUUGAAUGCAAGUCUAAGAAGCAGUAGAUCUGUUCUAUGUGCGCUAUUUCUAUGCUUCUCGUUUUUAAUUAUUUUUACUUUUGGUUUUGUACACCAACUGAAAAUGCAAUACUUUUGGUUAUGGAAAAUAUAUUUCACAGCAGUUUUAGAUGGUACAAUGAUUCUCUACACUACACUUUCUUGUUUUGUCACAAAUUGACAUUGGGUGAACUAUUAGAAUUUUGGCAACCAGAAAAUGGUGGAGCAAUUUCUGCAUAAUUCAUCCUUAAAUGUUUGUCCCCAAGGGCCCGUAUGGCUCAGGUCAAAAGUAGUGCACUAUAUAGGGAAUAGGGUGCCAUUUGGCACGCAUUCAAUCUUUUAACCAACCAGACCCCCUGCUGGCUCUGUGGUGGAGCAGUCCAGACCAUUGCUGCUGGUGCCAAGAGACUGUUGUGCUUCCCAUGAUCAGCUAAACCACACACACCACUCUUUCACAUAAGUUAGUGUCAGUAUUUUAGUUGCCUGUGUCAGACUUCACCUCAUUUUCGAGCAAAGCCUAGGCGUCUGAGGCUCAGUUUAGUUCAGUCUGUCUGUACCACACCAAGCAUGAGUAAAAGGUAUGGAUGUGUAAAUUAAUGCAUAUACCAGCAGGGCAACUUCUACCAUGUACUGUGUAACCGAGCCACAUUAUCAUUUUUAAACAAUACUCUUAAGGGAAUUCGUAUAAAGUCCAACUACUCAGUAUGUCUACCAUACAGCAUGUGCUACUGAACCACUGUCAGUGAUAUCAAUCAUGGCUUCUGAGGUUGUUUGUUUUGCCUUUUGGUGUAACCCUUUUUUACUAACUCAAACGAAGUCAGACUAAUUGUUUAAACAGUGCUAAGUCGCGCUUAGGGCUGUGACUUCCUAAACUCCCACAGCUCAGUAAUCAAUAAGAUUACAUGGAUGGGGGGGGGCCUGAUCCUAGAUCACCACUCCUACUUUAAGACUUGAUACAGAAGGCCCAUGAGCUGGAGGGCAACAAGAUUGUUGACACAUUCAAGUAGCUUGUGGGUGUAACAUGCAAUAUUCAAGUACAUAUUUCUGUUAGUUUUGCAGGGUGUUUGAGGACACCUGCUGGUCAGAUGUGGUAAGCAAUAUUGUUGAAAGAAAUUAAAUUUGAGUGUUUUCCAAAGUGAAAUAACUAGGCAAUUAUUUGGUGGAAUAAUCUUUAAUUUUCAGUUCAAUCUAACACUUUAAUGUUGGAAGUUUAAAUGAUGCUUUUCUAUGUACCUAUGUUAAAUUUGGGCAGUUGGGACAGCACUUACAUGAUACAAUGUGGCAGUUGGGUUAGAGUUAAUAGCAUUAAAAGCUAUGGUUUGCGUUGCCUUUGGGAUAUUAUACUGAACUAAAAUAUAAAUGCAACAAAUGAAAAUCAGAUUUAGUCACAUACUUACUUACGAGCCCUUAACCAACAAUGCAGUUCAAGAAAUAAACUCAAGUAAAAAAUAAAAUAACAUGCAACAAUUUCAAUGAUUUUACUGAGUUAAAGUUCAUAUUAGGAAAUCAGUCAACUUAAUUAAUUAUGCCCUAAUCUAUGGAUUUAACAUGACUGGACAGGGGCACAGCCAUGGGUGGGCCUGGGAGGGAAUAGGCCCACCCACUGGGGAGCCAGGCCAAUCAGAAUGAGUUUUCCCCCAUGAAAGGGCUUUAUUACAGACACAAAUACUCCUCGGUUUCAUCAGCUCCCCGGAUGGCUGGUCUCAGACUAUUCCGCAGGUGAAGAAGCCGGAUGUGGAGGUCUUGGGCUGGCGUGGUUACAUGUGGUUGUGAGGCAGGGCGGAAGUACUGCCAAAUUCUCUAAAAUGACAUUGGAGGCAUCUUAUGGUAGAGAAAUUAAUAUUCAAUUCUCUGGCAACAGCUCUGGUGGACAUUCCUGCAGUCAGCAUGUCAAUUGCACGCUCCUUUAACUUGUGAGGCCGGUUGGUCUUUUAUUGUUCCCAGCACAAGGUGCACCUGUGUAAUGAUCAUGCUGUUUAAUCAGCUUUUUGAUAUGCCACAUCUGUAAGGUGGAUGGAUUAUUUUGGCAAAGGAGAAAUGCUCACUAACAGGGAUGUAAACAAAUUUGUGCACAACAUUUGAGAGAGAAGCUUUUUGUGCAUAUGGAACAUUUCUGUGAUCUUAUUUCAGCCCAUGAAACAUGGGACCAACACUUUACAUGUUGCAUUUUGUAUUUUUGUUCAGUAUAAAAGAUGUUGCCGAUUUUAAUAUGGAAAGUUACCAUAGCUCUUUAAAACAAACUGAAUGAUUAAGUGAUUUUUAAAUGAUUAAACUGACAUUGCAAUGUUAUUCUAGAUGACCAUGUAUCUGCCAAUAGUAGUGACAGACAUAGACUAAUUGUAAUAAUUGUCAGUACUCAGUGGAAAAAUACACUAUUAAAGGAUAGAAAUCGCAAUUCUUAGUCAAACAUGUAUUCUUUCACAUGAAAUGCAGUGUAUGUAGUGCGCAUUUAGGGGCAAAUGUAUUACAUUUCUAGCUACAUUUUGAAUCAAGGAUGCUAACGUCAGUGUUAUUGAAUCCAAUGUUAGUGAAAGGCUACAUUAUGUUAUGUUUCUCAGUGCCUACUUUUCCUACUCAUUGAUUACAGUUGAGAUGGAUUAAUACGUCAGUGUUUUUAACCUUUUAUGACAUUUUUAUUUGGAGAUUCUGAAAUGCUCUUGACUUCAAGUAAUGACACUAAAUGAUAUGACUGACUGACUGAAGAAUUUAACUCUAGGACUUUUUGUUUACUUGCUGCCAUCAAUAGACCUUUUCACCCUGUACCUACAGUACCAGGAUGUUUGCUGCAGAAUUCCGGUAAUCUUGUGAUACUCACCCUCAAACCUACUGUUCCUCUGGAGCGAAGAGCUCUAGCUUACCUCCUUGUGUAGUGCUGUCAUUUUAUGUGGCAUAAAACGAGGACUUGACCUGGAUGCUACGAUAAAGACUUUCAGGUAGAUUGUAGUUGUAUCUUCUUUGUCAGUAUUGUAUUUAUUUCAAUUCAAAUUAGUGUUUAAUGACAAGUUGAUGCCUCAGUUAUAUGGUCAACAUCAUCAUAGGAAGAAAAAUGUCAAUUGUUUGCGGACACACUGUUUACAAAUGCCUUGGAUACUUGACCUCUGUCAAUAAAAAUGUGAAAAAUAAACAAA
This is a messenger RNA of Salmo salar (Atlantic salmon), 7393 nucleotides long. RefSeq names its product solute carrier organic anion transporter family member 5A1. The record is from RefSeq and is a predicted model, not a curated record. Gene Ontology annotation, cellular component: basolateral plasma membrane. Gene Ontology annotation, molecular function: protein binding. Gene Ontology annotation, biological process: transmembrane transport; sodium-independent organic anion transport. NCBI's taxonomy places the organism in Eukaryota, Metazoa, Chordata, Actinopteri, Salmoniformes, Salmonidae.